Oncorhynchus nerka (sockeye salmon) is the source of this 3757-nucleotide messenger RNA. It is a transcript of the gene hapstr1b, whose product is annotated as HUWE1 associated protein modifying stress responses b. The coding region runs from base 176 to 1009 and encodes 277 amino acids. The record is from RefSeq and is a predicted model, not a curated record. The transcript is spliced from 4 exons. NCBI's taxonomy places the organism in Eukaryota, Metazoa, Chordata, Actinopteri, Salmoniformes, Salmonidae.
ACGUCAAAAAAACUAGUUGAAGAGUCUUUUCAGACCGGAGUAGUCGGUUUGAGAAACAGCUAUUAAGUCAUAACAAAAUUAAUGCAUUUCCUAACGGACAUUUAUUCGCAUCGCCAAGUCAUUUAUUAAUCGACAUACUAAAGUUGUAAUCUACCCGAGGGUUUUAACGGUGUAAAUGGAGGAGAAGAAGAAAGACGGAGACCCGGAGAUUCAGGAACACGGACCCGAACAUUGGUUCUCAAAAUGGGAGCGGCAGUGUUUGGCCGAAGCGGAGCAAAGAGAGUCAAACGAGGAGGAGGCCGAUAACGACCAGGAUAAAUUAUGGCAUCUCUUCCAGAAUUCCGCCACUGCCGUGGCUCAGCUCUACAAAGACCGAGUAUGUCACCAACAGGGGGGGCUUUCUUUGUGGGUGCCGUUUCAGAACGCAGCCACAGCCGUGACCAACCUGUACAAAGAGUCUGUGGAGGCCCACCAGCGUAGCUACGACCUAGGUAUACAGAUCGGCCACCAGCGUCGCAACAAGGAUGUGCUGGCCUGGGUGAAGAAAAGGAGGAGAACCAUCCGGCGAGAGGACCUCAUCAGCUUCCUGUGUGGCCGGGCCCCACCCCCCCGGACCUCCAGAGCCACCCUCACCCCAGGACACAGACUGACCAUGGUCUCCCCUAACCGGCCUCCCCCGGCCCCUGAGACAGACUCCUCUGUGGAGGCUGACCUCCAGCCCUUCAGAGAGGCCAUCGCACUGCAUGGUCUAAGUGGGGCUAUGGCCAGCAUCAGUGUUCGUUCCGGUACCCCGGGCUCUCCCACCCACGUGGGGGGUGCUGCUGGCGGUGGGGGUGGGUCGACCCCGGUGGGGCGUCGGCGUAACGGUCUCCAUGAUGUGGACCUGAACACUUUCAUCUCCGAGGAGAUGGCCCUGCACCUGGACGCUAACCCCAGGAAACGCAGCUCCGCCCAGUGCAAUGACGUCAUAACAGACUCCCCCACCCAUAAACGCAACCGGAUGAUCUGAUUGGGCAGCCCAGCCCCCAGGAGGGUUAAGAGACCUUUGUGAGAGGGGGGGAGGGUUGAGAUCUUGAAAACAGACAGACUGAAGGAUGUAUGGCUGUGGAGUGAAUCGGAGUUGGGGACUAAGGAGGCCUUCCAUUUAGUUGAGUGGGUGGUGUCCUCCUGUCCUUGUCUCCUUUCCUAGUUGAGAGCACUGGUCUAAACUGAAAGCAUGCUUAUUGGAAACCUGUCAUCCAUCCUUCCUAACCCCUUUAGGCUGCAUCUACACAGGUAGCCCAAUUCAGAUCUUUUUCCACUAAUUGGGCCUUUUGACCAAUCAGAUCAGUUCUUUUCCCAAUGGGCAACAGAACAGAAUUGUGCUGUCUUUGUAAACGCAGCCUUAGUGAUCAGUGACUGUGAGGAAAGGAAGCGAGGACAGAAGGGCAUCGAGGAGGUUGGGAUGCAGCCCCCCGUUCAGAGGAGAAAUGCACUGUGCUGAUUUGAAAUAAAAAAAGCCACUUGAUCCUCUACACUUGUUGCUCCCCCCUCUCCCCCCCCCCCACCCCUCCAUCCUCACCCCUCCUCCCUUCCUAAGGAAACGAGGGCUGUGGAAAACGUGUUACUCAGUGAACUAGAUAAGGAUUGAUGCCAGAAGUGGUUCUGUUGGAGAGAUGCCUUUGCUAGAACUUAUUGCUUUGUGUUCGUCAUCCUGCUCAGUGGACAUUGAUGCUGUCUGUGAUGAUGAAGAGGAGGACUUCCCUCACUUGACAUUUCCUGACUGUGUCCCAAAUGGCCCCCUAGCCCCUACACCCUAGUCCCUACACACCACCCUAGUCCCUACACAGCACCAUAGUACCUACAUCAUAGCCCCUACACCCUAGUCCCUACACACCACCCUAGUCCCUACACAGCACCAUAGUACCUACAUCAUAGCCCCUACACCCUAGUCCCUACACAGCACCAUAGUACCUACAUCAUAGCCCCUACAUCCUAGUCUCUACACAGCACCCUAGUCUCUACACAGCACCCUAGUCCCUACAUCAUAGCCCUUACACCCUAGCCCCUACACCCUAGUCCCUACACAGCACCAUAGCCCCUACAUCCUAGUCUCUACACAGCACCCUAGUCUCUACACAGCACCAUAGUCCCUACAUCAUAGCCCCUACAUCCUAGUCCCUACACAGCACCCUAGUCCCUACACAGCACCCUAGUCUCUACACAGCACCCUGGUCCCUACAUCAUAGCCCCUACAUCCUAGUCCCUACACACCACCCUAGUCCCUACAUCAUUGCCCUUACAUCCAAGUCCCUACACAGCACCCUAGUCUCUACAUGGCACCCUACUAUAUUACAGCAUAGGGCCCUUUUGAAAAGUGUUGCACUAUACAGGGUGUUGUUUGGGAGCAGCCCUGGUGUUUCCUGUGUCUAGUUGUGAUGGUUGAGGGGUCUGAGGGGCUGUGGGGUCUCAGGGCUGAUUCUCCCAAUAGCAGGCUGUUGAUAUUUGAUUGUAUCGGCUUCCUUUCUGUCUUGACAACUGUGCUUCAGCAGUCAUGUUAGUGCAACCAACCCGCAAGGGUCAGCGUCCCAAAAUCGCACCCUAUUCCCUAAUAUAAAGUGAACUACUUUUGCCUACAGGUCACUCUGGUCAAAGUAGUCCACUAUGUAGGGAAAUAGGGAUGCUGUUUGCUGCACGAACCCCAGUGUUCAGGUUGGUGUACCUCUGCUGCAGUUGGUUCAUUUACACACCGCCUUGCUUCUUCUGUUGAGGUGUGUAUUUCAAAGUUCAGGAAUGAUCCGUGUUACUUAACGCUGGGAUGAUAUCUGACCUGUCGCCAGACUAACCCUCCGGUCAGGUGAUGUCGUGUAGGAAACCUAUAGGAAGGUAAACUAUGAUCACUGUUCACAGUGAGUAAAUGUGAUGCUCCCUAAACUUUCAAUACAUUUAUUUUUAUGUAAAAGAUGGGACAGAUAAACGCUCCUGCAAAAUAACCUGUGUUUCUACUCCACUACACCUCUGUCCCCUUCUGAGUAUGUUGAUGUUUUUGGAGUAUUCUGUUCAGUGUGGUUGUGUGUUCACCAUAUAACCUGAGUUGGAAUAAUGAUUUAUUUUUGUUGCACUUAAGCCUCUUUCACAUCUAAACUCAUGUUGAUCUUCCCACCGGAACCAACCAGGCCGUCCAUCCUCCACCUACAGGUCUUCAAUUAGACAUCACCACCUUCACCUCCCUCUGGAACUGGGGGGGACCACCUGCCACCAAACAGAAACAAACUGAAAUUAUUUGCUACUCUGUGCCGUAAUGAACAUGCCCCAAAACCAGAAGAGAAAGACUGAAAUGUUUUUGCUACGUUGUGCUGUAAUGAACAUGCCCCAAAACCAGAAGAGAAAGACUGAAAUGUUUUUGCUACGUUAUGCCGUAAUGAACAUGCCCCAAACCAGAAGAGAAAGUCCUGUUUUUUUCCCGUUGCAAAAAGUUUUGCUAUGCUGUGCCAUACUGAACACCACCCAGAGUAAGAGAUGUGGGAGGAGCUAGUGGAGGCCCCAGGAAACAAACUGACAGAAUUGUUCUUUUCGUGAGCGAGGGGGGGGGUCUAACAUCCCAAUGUCCACACUACUGUUUAGUAUGCCGUAUGAAGGGCCGAUCCAGUGCAUCGCUCCAUACUAAGUGAUAUUGUGACGUAGUCUGUCUUCUAAUGGGUGUUCAUUAUUGACUUGUGUUGAUGUGAAAAGAUGCAGUUGCCUGACUAUUAAAGCUGAAAGGGAUAGUUUACCUGAA